AUGGCGGACGCAGAAGAAACCUUACGUAGAUUAUUGGAGGAAAUAUUAGACGAAAUGAAUUAUAAACCUCGGGAAACCGAAAUCAAAGCGAUUGAAAGCGGUGGAGCGAACUUUACAUCAGUCCUUUUUUUAAUCAAUAUAUCAUGUCCGAAUCGAGAGGACCUAAAAAUGUUUGCGAAAGUUGCUUGCGUGGGAGAAAAAAUGCGUAGUAGAAUGAUUGGAGACUGGCUCUACGACACUGAGAGAUUUGUUUACACGAGACUGCUUAAAGUUUACAAUGAUAUUGAAAACAAAAUGAAUGUGUCAGAUGAACACAAAUUUAGAUGCCCAAAAUUGUACGGUUAUAACGCCGAAAAAGGUAGAGAGACUGUGGUAAUGGAGAACCUAGUUGAGAGUGGUUAUCAACCGUUUAGCAGAUUCGAAUCAUUGGAUUGGGCGCAUGCUAGCGCUGCAAUCGAGAAUUUGGCUAAAUUCCAUGCGCUAUCAUUUGCUUAUGCGAAACACCAUCCUGACGAAUUCGAAAAACUCAUAGUUGAUUUGAAAUUUAGGAUAGUUUCAGGAGGCCAAGAUGAUGACUUGUGGCAGAAAUUGAUUGCGUGUUCAUUGGCGGCGGUAGAGCAAGAUCUUCAAGGUCGUCUAAUCAAAGUGAUGGAGGAUUGUGCAGAUGAUUCGGCUAAAUACUACAGACCAAUCGGUCAACCUGUUAUAGUGCACGGAGAUUACAGAUGUAGCAAUAUUCUGUUCAGGAAACAGGGUGUCAUCGUUGAUGCUGUUUCUAUCGACUAUCAAACGGUUCACUCGGGAACUCCGGCUCUCGAUAUCAUUUACUUUAUAGUUUCGAGUACAGACGAAGAGUUCAGAAAGCAGUAUUUCGAUGAGUUACUGGUUCACUACUACACGAAGUUAGAGGAAGCUCUGAAGAGGCUGUCGGUGGAUCCAUCAGAAGUUCUGCCGUAUUCUAUUAUUCUUGGAGCAGUAAUAUUGCCCAUGAUAACAGCUGAAGGUGAUAGUAUUCCAAAAGUAGAUGGUGACGUCAAAGAUUUCAUACCGACACCAAACGAACUGAGCGUUCAGAGGUUCAGAGGAAUCGUUAACGACUGUGUUAAGUGGGGUGCUAUUUAA
This is a messenger RNA of Melitaea cinxia (Glanville fritillary), 1122 nucleotides long. RefSeq lists its product as uncharacterized. The transcript has 3 exons. The record is from RefSeq and is a predicted model, not a curated record. NCBI's taxonomy places the organism in Eukaryota, Metazoa, Arthropoda, Insecta, Lepidoptera, Nymphalidae. The coding region runs from base 1 to 1122 and encodes 373 amino acids.